Molecule: messenger RNA, 2447 nt
Organism: Myxozyma melibiosi
Lineage: Eukaryota; Fungi; Ascomycota; Lipomycetes; Lipomycetales; Lipomycetaceae
Product: SART-1 protein
Exons: 2
Coding region: 39-2087 (682 amino acids)
Biological process (GO): maturation of 5S rRNA; mRNA cis splicing, via spliceosome
Cellular component (GO): U4/U6 x U5 tri-snRNP complex
Source: RefSeq, a predicted model, not a curated record
AAAGCCAUUGCUGCUCUUCUCAUCCUCACAACCGCGAAAUGGCCGAAGAGAUCUCUCUCUCGCUCGAGGAGACAAACAAGCGGCGCAUAGAGCUCGGUCUCCGCCCGAUUCCAACCGACAGCAGCAGCAGCACUCCGACAGAGUCAGCAAAGGAGCCCCGCGCUGCCGCCACUGGAGAUUCUCUCGAUGAAUCGUCGCUUUCGAUCGAAGACACAAACAAGCUCCGUAUCAAGCUUGGGCUGCGGCCGAUUCCCGUGCCUGGAGACGAUGCGUCUGCGGGAGAUUCCGCUCCAGCGCCUGAUUCGGACGAGCAGGCGCUGGCGAACUGGAAGGCUAAAUAUGAACAAGAGCGGAUGCUGGCUGAUGCCGAGGCGGCGCGGAAACGGAUCCAGAAAUCGAAGGAGCGGAUCGAGAGAUUGCGGUUCCUAGAUGGCAAGGGAUUGGGUGACGAAGAUGAUGCCGACGAUGUCGACGCCAAGAGCUGGGUCAAGAAGGCAAAGAAGAAGUUCAAGAUCUCCGUGCCUGCAGACGAGGAGGAAGAAGAGGAGUCAAAGCCUGAGUAUUCGGCGAGCGAUUUGCGAGGGCUUAAAGUCGGGCAUGAUCUUGCUGAUAUCGCUGGUCAGGAAGAAGUGAUCUUGACGCUGAAAGACAGCAAUGUCUUGGACGAUGCGGAAGACGAACUUGUAUCACAAGCUCUCGAAGAAAAAGCAAAGCUGGCAAAGAACAUUGAAAGCCGCAAGCGAAAGGCAAAAUACUCUGGCUUUGAAGACGAAGACGACGGCAAGUCCGGCGUGCUGAGCAGGUACGAGGAAGCGCUCGAAGAGGACUCCGGCGUGAGUUCGAGCAAGAAAUUCUUUACACUCGAUAGCGAGGUCAUUUCGCUGGAAAACAAAAUCAUGAGCGCGGACCAGGUCAAGCAAAAAGCUGCGGACGAGGCGAAUCCGGGAAAGAUCAGGGUGUCACUGGAUUAUGAUAUCCCGGUCACGACGAGCUCGGAUUACAUGCCUGCGGAGCCUGUCAAGAUGAAGAAGCCAAAGAAAGCAAAGAAGGGGUCAAAGAAUGGUCGGCGGCGCCAGCGCGACGAAGACGACGACGAAGCAACCGUGCGGGACGGCGAUAACGACGUCGUGAUGCCGGAUAUGGAAGGCGACAUCAUUGAGCAAGACGACGAAGAUCUGCAAGCGCUGCUAACGAAGCAACGACGGGCGAUCCAGAAAAAGAAAAAAGCACAGUUCAUCACGCCCGAGAUGCUCGCGCAGUCCAUACGCGAACAGUCAGCAGCGGCAGCCGGCGUUGAAGAUGAACCCGCCGCAGGCGAGGGCGGCGAGCUGGUUAUCGACGAUAUGACUGAGUUUGUGGGUACGGUCGGCAACAGUCUUGCGGACGAGGAAGCGGAUCGGCAAAGGCUUGAGAAGAUGGCUGCCGAAGGUCUGGCAGAGCAGCAGGAGACGGUGGUCAAAGACGAGGACGACGACGUCAAGAUGGAAAACGCCGACCCUUACCUUGAAAGCUCUCACAUCAAGGAAGAGGAGAAAGAUGGUAACGCUAGUGACAAGGACGCUGAAGACGACGACGACGUACCCACCGGUCUUGGCGACGAACCCGAAAUCUCAGUAGGCCUAGGCGCCACGCUCUCGAUGCUCCGCUCGCGCGGUCUGCUCAAGACCCCCGACGCACAAGACCUCGAGCGCCAACGGAUCCAGCGCGAGAACCUGCAGUUCAAAGCCGAGAUGGCGCGGCGUCGCGCGCUGGCGGAGGUCGAGCUGAAGGCGCAGCGCGAAGCGGACCGGCGGAGCGGCAAGUACGACGGCCUGACGCAGCGGGAGCGCGAGGACGCGGCGCAGCGGGAGAACACUGCGCGGCAGAUCCAGGAAGGACGGGAUGCGAUGAAGCGGUUUAAGGAUUACAAGCCGGACGUGAAGCUGGAGUAUAAGGAUGAGUUUGGUCGGACGAUGACGACGAAGGAGGCGUUUAAGCAUCUGUCGCAUCAGUUCCAUGGCAAGGGCUCAGGAAAGCAAAAGACGGAGAAGAAAUUGAAGAAGAUUGCGGACGAGCGCAAGAAGGAGAGUAAAUCCCUUUUCUCAUAAUCUCCCUCGCGAAAGAGACGUUUGAUCUGGCCUUAUCAUCUCUUGACUGACCGAAAUGAGAGAAGUGAUCAGUUAUCUUAGCAGCCGGUCCAACUAUUCGCAGCGCCGGAGAAAGAAUCAAAAGGUAUUUCAUCUCUAUCUCUUUUUUCGAGACGAAAGAAAAGAUAAUAUCGGUUCUCCCGUUUCAUUCUACUAUAGUCAUUGCUGCGUCGUCAAUUCUGCUCUUUUCCAGCAGUUUUUUCUUUUUCUAUUCUUCUGCCUGUGUCGCUGGUGGGGUAAGUAUAUUGUACAUUAAGGUGGGUGUAGUUUGUCGUUUACGGAUCUCGUGUAUCUACAAAUAAUAAAUCGGCUGGAUCAUAG